UCAAAUGCAACAAUGAAUAAAGUCAGCGGACAAUCAAGCCGUAUCCUGAUGGACAUACCAUGCAAGGUGUGCCAGGAUCAUUCUUCCGGGAAACACUACGGCAUCUACGCCUGUGACGGGUGUGCUGGAUUUUUCAAACGCUCCAUCCGUCGAAACCGGCAGUACAUCUGCAAGUCACGUGGUCAGGCGAGCUGCCCUGUAGAUAAGACCCACCGGAACCAGUGCCGCGCCUGCCGCCUUCAGAAGUGUUCCGACGCUGGCAUGAACAAAGAUGCGGUCCAGCACGAGCGGGGACCUCGAAACUCCACCAUCCGCCGCCAGGUGGCCAUGUACCUCAAAGAGACUAGCGAGCUAAACUCUCUCUACGGUGCCGGCCCCUUCCCCUCCCCCUACAUGCCGGGGUUUUACACAUUUGAGCGUCUCAAUGACGGCAUCACCGUCAGCGCCAUUGACCCUCCGACGUCGCCGCUCAGCCCAAUGGCGUCACCCCUGACGCCACCAACUCCGCCAUCACCCGGCAUCAUUUGCCAACCAACGCCCAAGUACCCCCACCAGUUGAUACAGUCCUACUUCAGUAACCCGGAAGCAGUCUGCGAGGCGGCAGCGCGGCUCCUCUUCAUGAGCAUAAAGUGGACGAAGAACGUGCCGGCGUUCCUUAACCUCCCCUUCCGGGAUCAGGUGACCCUCCUCGAGGAGGCGUGGCGUGAACUGUUCGUACUGGGAGCCGCCCAGUUCCAGAUGCCCCUCGAUGCUACUGCCCUUAUAAACGCUGCUGGCCUAAACAGCGAGUCUCAAUCUGAGAAAGUGGCUAACAUUCACGCGGAGAUCCGGGCACUCCAGGAGAUUAUCGCCAAGUUCAAGGCCAUUCAGGUGGAUGCCACGGAAUACGCCUGUCUCAAGGGAAUCGUGCUUUUUAAAACAGUGCUACAGUCGGGAGGUAACGGCGAGGUGCGGACUCUGCGCGAUUUCCACACGGUGGCGUCCCUCCAGGACCAAGCUCAGAUGACCUUGUCCAAGUACAUCCAGACCUCCUAUCCCACCCAGCCUUUUCGGUUCGGUAAGCUGCUGCUGCUGCUCCCCACCCUCCGCUCCAUCACCGGAGGUACCAUUGAGGAGCUUUUCUUCCGGAAAACCAUCGGUAGCAUCCCGAUUGAGCGGCUAUUAAUUGACAUGUUUAAAAGUAACGACUUUUGA
Messenger RNA from Mya arenaria, 1194 nucleotides. RefSeq names its product nuclear receptor subfamily 2 group E member 1-like. The record is from RefSeq and is a predicted model, not a curated record. The transcript is spliced from 8 exons. Gene Ontology annotation, biological process: anatomical structure development; cell differentiation; positive regulation of transcription by RNA polymerase II. Lineage: Eukaryota; Metazoa; Mollusca; Bivalvia; Myida; Myidae. The coding region runs from base 13 to 1194 and encodes 393 amino acids. Gene Ontology annotation, molecular function: nuclear receptor activity; RNA polymerase II cis-regulatory region sequence-specific DNA binding; zinc ion binding.